AUGUCUCAUCAACAAAUAAUCAUAAGAGAGAUUGGUACGUUGUGUCCUGAGGGGCUUGAGAUACAGAAAGUCAUAGGUUUAAAACUGGAGGGGAACUUGGAGGCCAAAGAUUCCAACUGCCUCAUUUUACAGAUGAGGCAGAUGGAGGCAACCCAGCGCAGCAUCUCUUGGGACUUUUUGGGUGCACCCGGCAGUCACAUGAAGGCCGUUAAAAUAGAGCUAGUGAAAGUGACAUCCCAUGAAAUUGGUGUGGGGAAAACAUAUGUGUCCACCAGGCGUGCAGUCACGCAGAAUACUCCAGAGCCAGCUGGCUUCCAUCCUCACCAUCAUAUCCACCACCACCGCCGCCACCACCACCACCAACAACACCACCAUCACCACCACCGCCAUCACUCCCUCCCUCACCUCCUUCACCAUCAGGAGGCGGUGUUGCACGAGGCACCGCUUCCCCUCUGCAUCUGCCCUUUAUUCUCCUGUCAAUGGGAAGGCCAGCUGGAGGUGGUAUUGUCCCACCUGAGGCAAAGCCACAGAAUCGACAUCCUCCAGGGAGCAGAGAUAGUCUUCCUGGCCACGGACACGAACCUCCCAGCACCAGCUGACUGGAUCAUUAUGCACUCCUGCCUGGGCCACCACUUCCUGCUGGUCCUGAGGAAACAAGAGAAGUAUGAGGGCCACCCACAGUUCUUCGCCACCAUGAUGCUGAUUGGAACCCCAACUCAGGCCGACUGCUUCACCUACCGCCUGGAGCUCAACAGGAACCAAAGGCGCCUCAAGUGGGAGGCCACCCCCAGAUCAGUCCUGGAGUGUGUGGACUCCAUCAUCACUGAUGGCGACUGCCUGGUACUGAAUACCUCCCUGGCCCAGCUCUUCUCUGACAAUGGCAGUCUGGCAAUUGGGAUUGCAAUCUCAGCAAGCAAGGUCCAUGCCCCUGAAGUUGAGAUCUAAAGGACAGAGACACAGACACACACCUCCUGCCUCCAAGAACAGCAAACCAUUGGCUGUGUCUCCAUGGUUUCUGGAUGUCAAGACUCUGGACUUUUUUCUUCUUUUUUUGGUCUCAGGUCUUUUGUGGUUUUUAGUAUUUGUCUGCCAUGGGCGUUAUGUUAUG
This is a messenger RNA of Phascolarctos cinereus (koala), 1108 nucleotides long. The record is from RefSeq and is a predicted model, not a curated record. Lineage: Eukaryota; Metazoa; Chordata; Mammalia; Diprotodontia; Phascolarctidae.